Molecule: messenger RNA, 835 nt
Organism: Ilyonectria robusta
Lineage: Eukaryota; Fungi; Ascomycota; Sordariomycetes; Hypocreales; Nectriaceae
Exons: 1
Coding region: 290-736 (148 amino acids)
Source: RefSeq, a predicted model, not a curated record
CCUGUAUUAUGAUUGAUGUUUAUUAAUAUGGCCUGAUAGUGGCGACUUAGAAUUUCUUUAGCGGAGUUGGGAUAGAUGAAAGUUCAUUUUAUCCAAGACAUCGUGUACUCGUACAACAGCACCGUGGUAGUACAACCCGAAGCGCGCAUAAUCUAACUUGUCCAUCGUGGCGCCCUUUGUUUGUUGCACCCAUGGUUAUGAUUGUUUUUUAAUUAAGACCAGUGAUAAUAAUAGCUACUACGUAUUGUACAAUGCAAAGGUGAAUCGAAAAUAGAAAGGGAAAAGGAAAAUGUGCCGUUUGUUGUUGUCUGUGUUCAUCAUCACGUUUCCUUCCCCAGUCGUUGGCAUUAAUUUGUUUCUUGCAGCAUUGCUUCUGCUGCCUUACCGGCAGUGCGCUCUCAUGCACGCACUUCCUCUCUCGGUCUUUGUUUCCAUCUCUGGCUCUUCCUCAUUCCCCGUCUCCUCCCGUCCCUGUUCCCGCGUCCGUCUGUUUCGCUCACUUCCAAUUGCACUUGCACUGGCCUCUCCACUUUCUAGGCCGGUCCCGAUCUUCUCCUCGUGUUCGCUCCGCAAAGCUGAACAUGUUUCAACUCAAUUUUUUUUUCCGACUCGUCAAUGGCAAGCCUCUUUCUUUGUCCGGUGCCCAUCUCCGCGGUCCUCCCCACCUCGGGAACAGCAAAAGGCCCCUUUUGUAAUCAACCAACAUAGUAGCUCCACCAAAACCAACGCCGGGUGAAAAAGUAGCGCCACUGCUAUGCCCAAGUUGAUCGUAGCAAUCCCCCAUCUGAGACAACGGGAGCAGUAUCUUCCGAUUUGUUUAGCCGUAUCUCCCUUG